Messenger RNA from Bufo bufo (common toad), 969 nucleotides. RefSeq names its product olfactory receptor class A-like protein 1. The record is from RefSeq and is a predicted model, not a curated record. Gene Ontology annotation, cellular component: membrane. Gene Ontology annotation, biological process: G protein-coupled receptor signaling pathway. Bases 1 to 969 code for a protein of 322 amino acids. The transcript has a single exon. Gene Ontology annotation, molecular function: pheromone receptor activity. NCBI's taxonomy places the organism in Eukaryota, Metazoa, Chordata, Amphibia, Anura, Bufonidae.
AUGGAUACUCAUCUUCUGAUUAAAGCUCUGGCCUUUAUUCUUUUGAUAAUUGUUGGAAUUCCUGGAAAUGUUUUCAUCCUCCUAAAAUUUACUUACAUGAAAAUAAUUGAGAAGAAGCUUCUACCAGCUAAUAUCAUCCUAAUGGUCCUUGCCCUAUCCAAUCUUUUAGUGGUUUUCUCCCGUGUCAUACCACAAUCUCUAAAUGCUAUUGGAGUAAAAGACUUACUGGAUGAUACGAAGUGUAAACUGGUUCUUUUCAUCUUUAGGGUCAGUAGAGCCAUGUCUAUUUGUGUAACCAGUUUCCUCAGUUGUCACCAGUGUGUUCUUGUUGCUCCCGUUAACAGAUAUUGGACAUACUUGAAACGAAAGUUAUCUAAAAAUGUUACUCUUAUUAUAAUCCAAAUCUUAGCCAUGAAUGUUUUUCUCUAUCCUUCUACUGUUUUGUAUGGACGGGCUAAAUCCAAUUAUACUUCACCAUAUUCAUUACAUCUGGUUCAUUGUGAUGUAGACUUUAUAACCUAUGUCUCCUUUAUCUUAAAUGGGUCUGUAUUCAUCAUUCGGGAUAUCAUAUUCGUAGGACUAAUGACAUUGUCAAGCAGUUACAUGGUUUCUAUAUUGUAUCAGCAUGGAAAAAAUAUUAAAGGCAAGCGCAGUUCUGACCAGCUUCAGAGAAAGUCUGCAGAACAUCGGGCCUCCAGGGCAGUUAUUUUAUUGGUAGUGCUAUAUGUUUUUUUAUAUGGCAUAGAUAAUUCUAUGUGGAUCUAUACUCUUACACUGUCUGAUGUCAGACCUGAAAUAAAUGACACACGGAUAUUCCUUGCAGCCUCAUAUUCUGCCCUAAGUCCUGUUGUUAUUAUUGCCACAAAUCCAAAACUUCACAAAGGAACCCAAAAUGUAUGGAGAAAGAAAAUGAAUGAGAGUCAGAAAAGUGGUGUUAUGGUGUCUGUCAGCAAUAUAAGUUUAUCUUGA